Molecule: messenger RNA, 2678 nt
Organism: Chara braunii
Lineage: Eukaryota; Viridiplantae; Streptophyta; Charophyceae; Charales; Characeae
Source: the annotation of a GenBank genome assembly
CCAGACCUAUGUUGGGACUGCACCGGUAGAAGAAGAGUCGCAAGUUGCGUUCACCACUUCUUGUAUGGGUGGUGAAGUGAAGCAGUGGGUUCUGGCGGAGGCGAAUGCCGCGGGGUUUGACGAUAUAGGUGAGUGGGCGAAGACUAUGACCUUGAAGCAGUUCCUCGCAAAGGUCAAGGACCGCUUCUUGGACAAGACCACGGCCGAUAAGGCCUUCGACCAACUCACCUUGAUAGGACAGAAGUCCUGGUCUUCCGUUAAGUCAUUGUCUCGUGAGGUGGACCGGCUGUUGCAGGUUCCUGGCCUUAACCUGCAGGACUCUCAGGUCCUUUAUAUCUACUCCCACGCGUUGCCCGAACCGAUACGAGGGCACUUGGUCGCCGAGGCCAAGUCAGGUAAGUAUACCUACCGCCAGUUCCGCGACCUUGCAUUGCAGCGGGAACAAAUGACUUCGCAAGUCAAAGGUUCCUAUGCUGCUACCGUAAAGAAUGGAGGAGGAGGCGGUCGAGGAGGCUACGACAAGCGGGUCAUAUGGCGUCAAAAGCGCCAAGACCACACCCUCGUCGUAUUCGAUGACGAUACAAUGGAGAAAUGGCCAUUGGAGUCCGAGGGUGGUGGUGAGAGCAACAGUGACUCCGGAAAGGGGGAGAUCACCGCUGCGACGGUCAACAAGGGAGACCGUCAUCGAACACUCGACCGAAGGGAAGACCACGCUCCUUCCCAUACCAUCCUGGGAUUGCGGCCGGCAGACCAGGAUGGAAACCCUUCCGCCCGUCGUUCAGAUAUCCCCACUCCUGUCUUAUGUCUGUCUCUGGACGACUCCCUUAACGAGCUGGGUAGCGAGCUAGUCGCGUUACGCAGUUCGUGGGCAAAGAAAGCCAAGUCUAAAGGGGAACUAUUGAUUGCCGAUUUGGUUGUCAAUAGCACACACGUUGGUGCGAUGCUGGACCCUGGGUCCACACGAUCUUACAUGUCUGAACGUGCAAUCCGCAAGUUGCACCUCGGCAUGAAGAUCCAAAUGUUAGCUAGACCAAUCACGUCUAUGUUGGAUGACAAAAGCACGAUGACGGUAACGCAGUACGUCGAUCGUGUUCGAUGUCAGUUUAGUACUAAGGAUGGGAAWAAGAUUUGGCAUGAGCUUCCCUUCCUAAUCGAGAAUAACAUGCCAUUUGAUAUCAUCUUGGGAAUGGAUUGGCACGAGGAAGCUGAUCCCAAGAUUGAUUUCAAACAGAAAGAAGUACGAAUCAAGGAUGAAUCGUCUGAAUUGCAAUCAAUUAAGUUGUAUCAUCGGUCAGGGUCUGAUUCUGUCUUGUCUUUCUGUUGCAUGAGCUACCCUGCAUUCCGAUCGAUGGUUGCAAAGAAGAAGUUAGAGGAUGAGGUAGUAAUGUUGUUAGUUAAGAAAGUAAGAGAGUCUUCAACUACCCAUCCUCCUGGCAUAGAUGCACUCCUAACGGAGUUUGCCGAUAUUAUGUCUGAGCCUACCGGGGUCACUUCGCGAGCUAUCAAGCACACGAUCGAGAUCGUGCCAGGUAGCAAGGUUCCCAAGGGCCCUAUCUAUCGCAUGUCUCCAAGGGAACUUGAGGAACUAAAGAAGCAGUUGUCUGAGUUGACGGAGAAGGGAUGGAUUCGCCCUAGCUCCUCUCCUUAUGACGCACCUGUCUUGUUUGUGCCCAAAAAGGAAGGUGAGUUGCGCCUUUGCAUCGAUUACCGAGGGUUGAAUGCCGUCACCGUAAAAAACGCCGAACCUUUGCCAAGGAUCGACGAUCUCUUGGAUCACUUGCAGGGUUGUAAGGUCUUUAGUAAGAUCGAACUUAAGUCUGGGUACCACCAGAUCGAGGUGGAUCCGGCCGAUCAGCAUAAGACCGCGUUUCGUACGAGAUAUGGUCAUUACGAGUUCAUCGUGAUGCCAUUUGGUCUAACGAACGCACCUGCGACCUUCCAAAGGUCCAUGAACGAGUUGUUCAAGCAAUGGCUCGAUGACUUCGUCAUCGUCUAUCUGGAUGAUAUUCUAGUAUAUAGUAAAACACUAGACGAUCACCAGAAACAUCUACGUCUAGUACUCGGGAAGUUACGCGAGGGUAACUUAAAACUCAACCCAAAGAAAUCCGAGUUCGCUAAGUCUGAGGUCCUAUACUUGGGACAUAUAGUGAACGAGGAGGGAUUGAGGCCUGAGGAAAAGAAGAUCUCGGCGAUCAGAGAUUGGGCGCAGCCAAAGACUCUGACAGACCUUCGAUCUUUUCUUGGUUUGGCGAGUAACUAUAGGAAGUUCGUUAGAAACUUUUCUGUUAUCGCUGCACCAAUGAGAAGGUUGCUUAAGAAAGGUACUGUCUGGCUAUAGGAUAAGGAUUGUGAUUUGUCUUUCCGAAAGCUGAAAUAUGCUCUAACUCACUAUCCUGUCCUCAAGAUUGCCGACCCGUCUCUUCCUUUCAUUGUUACGACUGACGCAAGUCAGUAUGGUGUUGGCGUUGUCUUACAACAAGACGACGGCAAGGGCUAGCGCCCUAUUGAGUUUAUGUCUAAACGACUGCCGUGCGAAAAAGUCGCCAACUCCACCUACGAAAGGGAGUUAUAUGCAUUAGUCUGUGCCCUAGAAACGUGGAAACACUAUCUCCUUGGCAGACACUUCACUGUGUACUCGGACCACUCGACUCUAAAGUGGAUAAAAACACAACCUUGAU